AUGCGGAGUUCCGACUCACAUGGUGAUCCACGUGUGGCGGAUAUGUCAUCGGAGGGCCCUGGCUCAUCGGGAGGGUCAUUACACUUUAGUGGAGUGACAGAUAUGUUGUUGGGUGGCCUUCAACGGAAGGAAACAUCCGCGCCACUCCACCCAACAGAUAUAGAUGCAGCACAACCAUGUUCGGUCGGUGCCGCAUUCGACGCUGUUAUGCAAAGUGCAUCAGAUGAAUCUCGAAGCGCAGAUAUCAAUAGUGAGAGAACUCGUAAAGUCAAGUCUUCUCAGUUAGUUCAGGACAGUGUGUGUCCGGGCUUCGUCCAGUCGAACGGAGUCACGUCGAGCGCUCAUUACUUGGGAGUGAAAUAUCAAGGGGGGUUAGUGCAAGAGUUGCAACAAAGCGGCCGGUCCCAAGAGGAAAUGGAUUUGUCUUCGUGUGGUCCAAAAGGUAUGGAGGGCCAAUCCUUGUCGAUGGUGAUAGAGGUGUCGAAGCAACGAGAAGGAGUAUGGGGUGAAUUCGCGGAAAUCACAUCCUGCAGCGACGCCACACCCCGUCGUGCGUCACCUGCUGCACAAACCUCCAGUAUUCAACCCACACACAGCAGCAUAUUUUAUCCCUACGGAUUAGAGCACCUACCACCGGUGCUUUUGCACUACGUGACGUUGGGCGGUUGGCGAACUGUGGCUGGUGGUUGGGAUUACUUCAGCCACAGGCGACUAGGAGACGGGGAGGUCAGUGGUCACACAGUACGUUGGCUCCACAAUGCACGGCCACGUGACCGUUUCGCUUUUAUCAUCAGUCCCGUGGAGCGCAGGGACAAAACAUCGCGGGACACAUUACGAAAUAAGCUUCGCAAGUAUUUCUUUGGUACGCCGCCUGCAUUCGCGGACUGUGGAAGGCAGUCAACUUUUCGGUGUGUACCGAGGGCGGAUUGUGAAGAGUCGAUGGAAAACUCAUCAGCGCUGCCGCCGCUGCCUUUGCGUGGGCUUUUUCAGAAGAAGAUAGGAGGUGCCAUGUCAGGCAGUUGUGCGUCUAGCAAAGCGGAGGAUCACAGUACAGUCGGUGUAGAAGUAGUUGAGGUGAAGCAUGAAGAUGUGACUGCAAUGGACUACAACCCGCGCCUGGUUUCCAGUCGCUUUGCUAUUGAAGCCAAGGUGGUUAAUGUAUACUUUUUUCCAACAUUAGAAGGAGCAUUGGAGUACUACAACUGCCCCGGUGAUCAGUACCUGAUGGAUCAGCAGGAGCAACGCGGGAUAACGAACGUUUUACCGUGUGUUGGGGUUAGGCGUCACAAAUAUGCUGGUUGCACGGGAAGCUGCACAGGCUUAAGCCCUGCGCGUAGCCAUGCGUCAGUGAGCACUGCAGCAGCUCCUCCUGAGAUGAGUGCGGGAGAAGGGCGGUGGAUACAUGCAACACGGCAAGAACCGAGUAUGCGCUAUGCGGAGCAUUCUGCAGCGCUUGAUGAUUGCGGCAGGUGCGACUGCCGACAGCAACAAAAUACAACAAAUGAUUUUCCCCGGGACGACGGGUGGGUGGGGACGUCAUUGACACCUCAAUGUAGCUUCGGUACUCGACAAACGAGUCAGCAGACAGUUGUGACGAGCGUGCAAACCGAUCCGACAGUCAGCACAGGGGAGGGGAACGUGCUGCAUGAAAGCGCGGAGAAGUUCCACUUCCUUCCUCAAAUUGCGCCUACCAUUCGGUCUCGUUUAAUGCCGGAACUAACCGCUGUGCAUUUUGAUACAAUUGUCACGCUGUAUUCGGAAGACCCAAACUUUAAUGCUGUGCUGCGGGAGGUGCUGAUGCCUGAGCCCGGGACGCAUCCCUACACCGCGUCCCUUAGGGAGCAACGACGCAUGCUUGCCAUGUAUGAGUUGGGUAUGCCGACGUGGACAGUGUUUCUAGCGUCUACAGGUCUGCCAUACAGGCGGGCUCUGCGGUUGACAUUUGUAGGUUUGGUAAAUAUAUGGCCCAUCAUUUCUCUGUUUGUUGGACUCUAUGAUCUUUACAAGCAUUUGCCACAAAUGAAGAGGUUUUUCUCCUCUACGUUUGAGCCACUUCUGAUUUGGCUAGAGGAGCAUGUUACCGUGCGUGUUUCAAUGAUGAUAACGUACACGGUGUCCGUUUGUGUUACCGUUGCGUCCGCACUCGUCAGUUUUCUGACUCAGUUCUACCCACUGGAAAUUGCGUCCUACCCGUUGAGUAUUAUAGUUUUUCUGUUAAAGCAUCCGUCGCGGCUGUUAUUGGAUACCCUGUUAGCGUUUGUUUCGAUCGUGGCAUCGCUCGUGAAGCUUUUGUGGAUUACAGUAAAGAUCCUUUUUGCUGGGCCGUUCUUAUUGGUGUCGAACUUCGCUUCUUUAGAGAUUGGCUGCUUCGGUGUUGGUGGGGGCGGCGGCGCGGUUUUCCCCGCUGCUGUGGAGGGCACAUCUCUCACGUUGAAGUGGUGGCGUGCUUGGCAGGAGUUUUGGGUUACUGUUGCCGCUCCCGUGAAGAACCUUGCAAAAGCAUGGUACGACAGCAUCGUGCACGUUUGUGUCAGCGCUACACGACGUGAGGCAUCGAUACGCCGAUGGUACACGGCAAAACUGCACGGUAUCACGCUCCUCACGGAAGAAGUCCAUGAGGCUGUCGAACCUUCCCUCGUGACGUUGUGGGGACGAACAAGGGUGUUUGUGAUUCCGCUUGUUUGUUUGGUUUGCCUUCUGUAUUGGUUCUUUCUACCGUACGUGAGCGCGCUUGUGAGGGAAGAGAUCAGCGCACUUACAAAUCUGAUGAGUGGAAAUAUAGGAAGCACGCAGAUGGAAUAUGGUGAAGGUACGGUAAGUAUCCCUGGAAGAGCAGAGGAGAAGGCCCCGCUGGAAGUGGAUAAACGCGAGUGGUCGUCCAUGUUUGAGCUGUCGCAGCUUUACAAUGGCGAUAUCUACCAUUUGGCUGUUGAGUGCUUAACUGAGUCGAACGCUGGUUGGUUCUUGUUGUGGGCAAUUGUUGAGACACUAGUCUACAAGUGGUGA
Messenger RNA from Trypanosoma brucei brucei TREU927, 3006 nucleotides. RefSeq lists its product as hypothetical. The record is from RefSeq and is a predicted model, not a curated record. The coding region runs from base 1 to 3006 and encodes 1001 amino acids. Lineage: Eukaryota; Euglenozoa; Kinetoplastea; Trypanosomatida; Trypanosomatidae. The transcript has a single exon.